Messenger RNA from Carassius auratus (goldfish), 885 nucleotides. Its product is annotated as BRISC complex subunit Abraxas 2-like. The coding region runs from base 43 to 855 and encodes 270 amino acids. Gene Ontology annotation, cellular component: nucleus. Gene Ontology annotation, biological process: protein K63-linked deubiquitination; mitotic spindle assembly; attachment of spindle microtubules to kinetochore. The record is from RefSeq and is a predicted model, not a curated record. NCBI's taxonomy places the organism in Eukaryota, Metazoa, Chordata, Actinopteri, Cypriniformes, Cyprinidae. The transcript has 8 exons. Gene Ontology annotation, molecular function: polyubiquitin modification-dependent protein binding; microtubule binding.
ACGACACAUCACUAUUGUGGGCUCGGCGCGUAUGUUUCCAUCAUGGCGGCGUCAAUUUCGGGAUACACUUUUAGUUCUGUGUGUUAUCAUAGUGCCAACAGCAAUUCCGACCACGAGGGCUUCCUGCUGGGAGAAGUGAGACAGGAGGAGACUUUAAGCAUCAGUGACUCACACAUCGGUAGCGCAGAAUUCCUCAGUGUAAUAGAGGUCCAUAAUCACGAACCUUGUGCACAACUGUUUAGCUUUUAUGACUAUGCAGGUAAUGUCAAUGAAGAAAAUCUCAACAGAAUCCUCAAGGACAGAAGAAAAAAUGUCAUCGGCUGGUACCGGUUUCGAAGGAACACUCAACAGCAGAUGUCAUUCAGGGAGCAGGUGAUCCACAAGCAGCUGACCCAUAUACUUGGCAUCCCAGAUCUGGUCUUCCUCCUCUUCAGCUUCAUCUCCACAGCCAAUAGUUCCACACAUGCUUUGGAGUAUGUGCUCUUCAGGCCCAACAGAAAUUUGGAUCUUUAUAUCAGCAGGUAUAACCAGAGGAUAUCUUUAAGCAUCCCAAACCUGGGCAACACCAGUCAACAGGAAUAUAAAGUCUCAUCUGUGCCGAACACCUCCAAGAACUACGCAAGUGUCAUUAAAGAACAUGGGACUGAGUUCUUUGAUAAGGAUGGGGUGAUGAAAGAUAUUCGAGCUAUUUUUCAAGUAUACAGUGCCCUUCAAGAAAGAGUGCAGGCAGUGUGUUGUGAAGUGGAUCAGAGUGAACGAGUGAGGGAGAAAAUCCAAGAAGAAGUGAACAAACUCAAAGAGGAAAUCGCUCUCCGGAAACGUAACAGCGCUGAAGAAGAGAGAAGUAUGUACUGAUGAUUCUGCGCAUUUAAUGCUUGUUUAACA